Molecule: messenger RNA, 705 nt
Organism: Macrosiphum euphorbiae (potato aphid)
Lineage: Eukaryota; Metazoa; Arthropoda; Insecta; Hemiptera; Aphididae
Source: the annotation of a GenBank genome assembly
AUGAAUAAAAUGAAUAAUAAUAACUAUUAUUUGAAGAGGAAAGAUAUAAUUGUGAUAUUUGUUAAUUUAUUGGUGCUGUCCCUAGUUAUAUAUAUUUAUCAUGUCGUUGACGAUUUGAAAACUAUGCUUUCAAACGAAAGGUUAUGCAUACUUAAAACAUCUUCAAAGACUGAUUUAACUGAUGGUGAUAUAAAUGAAACUUAUUUUGACUUUACCAAAAUGAAAAAUUUAAAUAUUAGACACACCAGGUCGGCCAAGUCUACAAAAUUUCAAAAUAUGUGCUUGUUCUACUUGGCUCAACCAAAUAUAGAUUUUGAACAAAAUGGUAGUAUCUUGGGACCAUGGAUUUUGUCGAAUAAAAGUUUACCUGUUGAUUCGUAUUCUCCUGUAAAAUUAACUUCAAGAAGGACUUUGAUAGAAAUAGUUGACCCAGGACUUUAUUUAGUUUACAUACAGGUAUAUUAUUUGUCAUCUACUAAGAAGAACAGUUUUUCUAUGACAAAAGUAACGGCUGGUUUAAAUGAAACACUGUCUGUAUGCAGUGCUGUGGGUGUUUCUGGAACAGAAAUCUCGUGUUUCACAUCUAUUGUAGAGUAUUUCAAACCAGGAGAAUCAAUUUUAAUUAGACUUAGGGAAAUGUCAACUGGUAUAAACCUCAACCGUAAAGCUUCUCACACUUACCUUGGCUUUACUAAGCUAUUGUAA